AUGGCGACCAACCCCAACCUGCCGGCAGGAUUUUUCAUAACGACCAUCGAAGGGAAGAGGUGUACAGCGGUGCCGCGGGCUCUCACGAGCUUGCCGGGUGGCGGGCCAAACAAGGCGGCGGCACAACCGCCGGCUACAAAUGCAAUGCCGGUAUCAACGCCUCCUCCUUCAGCUCCGGUACCCGUUGUUGCGACUGGUGUAGCGCCGGCGCAACCCAGUAGAGCAGCUGCGACAUAUCCGGCAGCGGUGGCAGCGGCUCCAGCUAUUCCUAUACCGAGUGUUCCGGCGCUGGUAGUAGCAGCCGCCGUCACACCGAGCACGUUUACUACGAUCUUGACUACGACACCGACUUCGAGCUCUCACCACAACCUUCCACCUUUUGUAGCGCUUAUUGCCUCUUCAUUGGGAAACAAGAAGCUUCCCCCGAGUACUCCAGUGGCCGUUGCCCACAGUGAAGUGACAGCAUCACCAACCAGCCAUACGGGAGAUGGCUACAGGGUGGAUUUCGCGGCCCCAUCUCACCCAAAUUCAUCACCUAACGUCAAAUCGACACCAUCAGCCGGGCCCAGGGAGUCAUCAGAAGCCUUGAGCAUGUCUUCCGACUCAAACCGUUCCAUCGGACCCAUCAUUGGAGGCGUAGUAGGGGCUCUGUGGAUGAUUGCUCUGAUAACAUUCUUGUUUUGGUUUCUCAGAAAGGGGAAGGAACGACGAGAGUCGCUUCUCACUCCUUUAAACAUUUGCCGACGAAGUCCUUUCUACGACGAGGAGGGAGCGUCUCCAGUACCGACAGGACGAGUGAGUAAGUGGAGGACUGAAAUAGGCUACCGAACCGACCGAGCACGGAACGUUAGUUCAGACCUCGUAGGAAACCUCUCGGCAUUUGGUGCAUCUCUGAGAUCCAAGGUCUCAAGAGAUAAAAGCGAUGCUCCAAACGUCAACCUCAACAGAGGAAAUUCCCAGUUCAUAGAUGGGCCCAUCCCGCAGUGUAGUACGAUCAAUUCAGCCCUAUCAGCUACCGCAGCACACGCCAUAGUCAAAAAGAAAGUCACAGAUGGGUGGGAGCGUUUGCGCAACGGCGGCCUCUUUUUCUGGCGCAAGAAAGUUGAGCCAGCGGACCCCUUUGCUAUAGCACGCAGCGAGAAGCAUGCUCGCGGCAGCAACAGCUCCCCCGACUUCAACCGAUUCCCAGGCAUAGACCACAGCGGGCUUCAACGACAAGCCGAACAUCGACGAGUCUCCUUAACACAUCAGAGCCCCACCCUACCUCAGCUAGGGCAUCUAGGACCGAAGCCCAAAGCAAGCGAAGCACCGUUCGUCGGUCCCAGACCAACAGCUUCACGGCACUCUCCCACAGGCUCCGCGAAAUUCAAGCUCUUCCCAGACCCCAUGCCCAAGCCUACCAAUCUGUAUUCUGAUCCCCCCCCUAAAACUCCUCUAAAAGCUGCCAUCCCAAAUUUAAACACGUACAUGUCCGACGUAGUACGCUCGCGCGACCAAUCCAUCGACGCAGUAACCCCAAGCUCGAACCACGCAACAGCAACUACACCCAUGUACCACUCGCCCUCCACCAUCAGCUCUCCUCCAGCAAGCAGAGACAGCUACCGCGACACCGUGUCCAAGAACUUUUCUGAAAACGUGCGAAAAGGGAAAGGAGGCCCCGACCCUUUCGAUCUCGAGCGGGCCGAGCUGUGGAAACCGAAGGAACUCACAUCUUCAAACCUCUACUCUUCCCCUCUAGGUACUUCGAAAGGCCCCCAUGCGCACAACAACAACGAGAUCACCAACAACGGAUCCGCGUAUGCCCAGUACCGGCAGUGGAAGCCAAGCGCUGCGCUCUCUAAAUACAGCUCCGGCAUGUUCGGCUGGGGUGACCCCGGACCGGGCAUGGCACCUCGGAAGUUGAGCGAUACUAGCAGCCUGGGGGCGAACGCCGGUAGCCAAGGGGGCAGCCUCGACUAUGGGAACGGGAGUGAUUCAUUAUACGCCAGUCUGGAACAGCAGUUGAAAGGUGCUGGUGUGACGAGGGGUCUUUCAAGUGCGAGUAAGGCGAGUAGUAGGGGGGGCUGGGGAAGGUGA
Messenger RNA from Drepanopeziza brunnea f. sp. 'multigermtubi' MB_m1, 2076 nucleotides. RefSeq lists its product as uncharacterized. The record is from RefSeq and is a predicted model, not a curated record. NCBI's taxonomy places the organism in Eukaryota, Fungi, Ascomycota, Leotiomycetes, Helotiales, Drepanopezizaceae.